AACACCAUCAACUCCCAACUCAUUACAUUACUACUCCAAAGCAAAAGCAUAGAGAGAAGAGGAAGGGGAGCGCAAUCGAGCAAUGGAGGCUGCUCAUCAUCAUAAGCUCUCGAAUCGGCCGUGGAGGAGCUCUGCUCACUCCUUACUCGGCCUUCUCUUUGUGGUGGUGAUUCUUUCUUUAGCUUCCUUCUCAGACGCUGAAACUCACUAUCAUGAAUUUGUGAUUCAAGCAACUCCAGUGAAGAGGCUGUGCAGGACUCAUAGUACCAUCACCGUGAAUGGGCAGUUCCCUGGCCCAACCUUGGAAGUGAGGGACGGAGAUUCCCUCGUCAUCAAAGCCAUCAACCAAGCUCGUUAUAACAUCACCCUUCAUUGGCACGGUGUUCGCCAGUUGCGCAACCCAUGGGCAGAUGGCCCCGUAUACGUGACCCAGUGCCCAAUCCAACCUGGUGCAACUUAUACCUACCGCUUCACCAUCCAGAAUCAGGAGGGGACUCUAUGGUGGCACGCUCACAGCCAGUGGCUCCGAGCUACCGUCUAUGGAGCCCUCAUCAUCUAUCCUAGGUUGGGCAAACCUUACCCCUUCCCCAUGCCCAAGCGCGAGUUCCCAGUCCUCCUAGGGGAAUGGUGGGACCGGAACCCGAUGGACGUGCUGAAGCUUGCACUCUUCACAGGUGCUGCUCCCAAUGUCUCUGAUGCAUACACCAUCAACGGCCAACCCGGAGAUCUCUACCGGUGCUCCAGCAAAGAAACCACAGUUUUCCCAGUGGGAGCAGGGGAGACGAUUCUCCUCAGAAUCAUCAAUGCUGCACUCGAACAAGAGCUCUUCUUCUCUGUGGCCAAUCACAUGCUGACAGUAGUCGCAGCCGACGCAGCCUACACCAAGCCCUUCACCACAAACGUCAUCAUGAUCUCUCCUGGCCAGACCACGAAUGUCCUCCUCACGGCCAAUCAGGCUCCCGGCCGCUACUACAUGGCUGCACGGGCCUACCAAACAGCUCAGAAUGCUGCCUUCGAUAACACCACCACCACCGCUAUCCUCCAAUACAAGUCUGCCCCUUGCGGUGGCAAGAAAGGCCAACCCGCCUCCACCCCAAUCCUCCCGAGCCUACCCGCCUUCAAUGACACAGCCACUGCAACAGCCUUCACCGCGCAAUUCCGAAGCCCUUGGAAGGUCAAAGUGCCCUUACAGGUUGACGAGAACCUAUUCUUCACCGUUGGGCUUGGGCUGAUCAACUGCUCCCGGCCUAGCCCCCGGUGCCAAGGACCCAAUGGGACCCGAUUUACCACCAGCAUAAACAACGUUUCCUUUGUGUUGCCAAGAGCCAAUUCCUUGAUGCAGGCCUACUAUCAGAACAUGCCAGGAGUCUUCACAACUGAUUUCCCUCCGUCACCCCCAAUCAAGUUUGAUUACACUGGAAACGUGAGCCGAGGGCUGUGGCAACCCGUGAAAGCGACUAAGCUGUACAAGUUGAAGUACGGGUCCCAAGUACAAAUUGUGAUGCAGGACACGAGCAUCGUAACUACUGAAGACCACCCAAUGCAUCUCCAUGGAUACCAAUUUGCAGUGGUCGGGAUGGGAUUUGGGAACUUCGAUGCAAGGAGGGACACUCCCAAGUUCAAUCUCGUGGACCCGCCAAUGAGAAACACCAUCGGCACCCCUCCUGGCGGAUGGGUGGCCAUCCGAUUCGUGGCCGAUAACCCCGGAGUGUGGUUGAUGCAUUGUCAUCUUGAUUCGCAUCUAAUAUGGGGUCUCGCUAUGUCUUUCUUGGUGGAGAACGGGGUCGGGGAGUUGCAGACAGUACAGCCUCCGCCAUUGGAUCUUCCACGCUGUUAAAGCAUCAUCAGCAGAAUCCCAAAAAUAAGUAGAUUUAUUAUGAGUGAUUGUAGUGAUUGUUCAACCAAAUAUGGUCCCAUUGUUUGCUUGAUCAGUUGUGUUUCUUCCUUCCAUUUCCAGCAUUUACUUCAUAUUUGUAAAAACUCUCGAUCCAUUUCGACGGGAGAAUAGUGCCAUUUGAAACUAAGAAUGUGAUUCUAGAUAUACAAUUGAUUUCGCGACUCUGUGCUUAUACCCUCAAA
Molecule: messenger RNA, 2079 nt
Organism: Punica granatum (pomegranate)
Lineage: Eukaryota; Viridiplantae; Streptophyta; Magnoliopsida; Myrtales; Lythraceae
Source: RefSeq, a predicted model, not a curated record